AAAAAUGCUGAAUUACCAGAAGGGAUUCAGUAGUUUCAAGCACCAGAAGCACAUUCGUUACCAUUAGGAGAUUCUAGGGUCUCCAAAAACACCACCCAUAAACCCUAAACCAUUUCUCCGAUUAUAGCAAUUCUUUGUCGUUGUCCCAAUCAACAGAGUAGAUUUUAUCCACUCACCGCCUCUCCCAGAUCAAAAUGGGCGUAUUUUUCAAUAUAAACAAUCCCGUGGGAUUGCGCCCUUUACAAUCGAAUCGAAAGCAAGAGAGAGAGAGAUGGAAGGCGGGCCGAAGGGGAAAGUUUGUGUAACUGGGGGCACUGGAUUCGUUGGCUCAUGGCUCGUCAAGAAGCUUCUCGACAAUGGCUACUCUGUCACCACCACUGUAAGAUCUGACCCAGAGAAGAAAAGAGACUAUAGCUUUCUGACGAAUCUACCAGGAGCAUCAGAAAAACUCCAAAUAUACCAUGCUGAUCUCGACGACCCGGACAGUUUUGCUCCUGCCAUUGAAGGUUGCAUUGGAGUCUUUCAUGUUGCUACCCCAAUUGAUGUGGAGGAAAAGGAACCUACUGAAGCAGUGGUAAGAAGAACGAUGGAUGGAACAUUGGGCAUCUUGAAAGUUUGUCUGAAUUCGAGAACAGUAAGGCGUGUUGUAUACACUUCCAGUGCAGCCUGUAUGCAGUUUAAUCACAACAAAGUAGAUUUUCUGGAUGAAAGCUGUUGGAGUGACAUGGAUUACAUUAAUAACAUUGCACCAUAUGGAAGAUCGUACCCGAUUUCCAAGACAUUAACUGAACGAGCAGUUCUCGAGUUCUCGCAACAACACGGAUUGGAAGUUGUCACUGUUCUUCCAACCUAUGUUGUUGGUCCCUUCAUUUGUCCAAAACUUCCUGGCUCCAUUCGUGUGACAAUGUGUCUGAUGUCAGGUAAUGAAGCAGAAUAUGGAUUGAUUUUAAAAUCAAAUAUGGUGCAUGUAGAUGAUGUGGUCAGAGCACACAUUUUUCUUUUUGAACAUCCAAAUGCAAGUGGGAGAUAUGUUUGUUCUUCCCAUAUAAUCACAYUGGAAGAAUUGGCUAAAUUUCUUUCCGUCAAAUACCCAGAAUUUCAGAUACCAUCUGUGGAGUCUUUGAAAGAUGUCAAAGGCUACAUAUUCACUGAUGUCUCAUCAAAGAAACUUUUGGAUACUGGUUUUGAAUACAAGUAUGGGAUUGAUGAAAUGUUUGAUGGAGCAAUCCAGAGCUGCAAAGAGAAGGGUUAUCUCUAGCUCAUGCUUUACAGUAAUAUUAUAUGAAAUAGAGGGAGCAGUAAACAUGGGAGAGAAGCUUUGGAUUGCAAAAGGAGACAAAAAGUUUGAUAUCGUUAGUUCCUCUGGCCUUUGGACUAAAAAAAAUCUGCAUGUUACAAUCUUAAAGGAAGUAAUGAUAAUUUCUGUUUAUGUUAUGAUCUGAAAUUAAGGGUUUGUAUGAUGAAUGGUUGCUUCUGCAGUAUACAACUGUUAUGGUCUUAUGGACUUGCAUGUC
Momordica charantia (bitter melon) is the source of this 1514-nucleotide messenger RNA. Its product is annotated as vestitone reductase. Gene Ontology annotation, molecular function: oxidoreductase activity, acting on the CH-OH group of donors, NAD or NADP as acceptor. The record is from RefSeq and is a predicted model, not a curated record. NCBI's taxonomy places the organism in Eukaryota, Viridiplantae, Streptophyta, Magnoliopsida, Cucurbitales, Cucurbitaceae.